AGUAGUCCACACACUCAUGGACGCAGCCAGACGGGCAACCAGUUUCAUUGUGUAUAAACAGUGACAUCUUUUCAGACAGCGAAUGUGUUUCAGAUACGCAUACAAAGUGGCCUGCCUGGCUGUGCAUUAAUUUGCAUACAAAUCCCAUAAGUCCACAGAUACAUUUUGCGAAUGCAGUCGCGCUCGAUGGCUAGUAAAAAUAUUUUUCCAUUGCCCAGUAAAAUCCCCUGCGCACAAAACUGGUUGCCCGACCAACAGACCCACUAAGCCACAAAAGUGCUGAUUAAUCGUACAAACAUACUUACCCCAAUUCGCCCGCAGAAAACUCCAAGAUGAAGAUGAUACUUGCGCUUGUCGUCCUUGGACUGGUGCUGGUCGCCGCCGAGGAUAAGUACACCACCAAGUACGACAACAUCGACGUCGACGAGAUCCUGAAGUCGGACCGCCUCUUCGGAAACUACUUCAAGUGCCUGGUGGACAACGGAAAGUGCACCCCGGAGGGCCGGGAGCUCAAGAAGUCCCUGCCGGACGCCCUGAAGACGGAGUGCAGCAAGUGCAGCGAGAAGCAGCGCCAGAACACCGACAAGGUCAUUCGCUACAUCAUCGAAAACAAGCCCGAGGAGUGGAAGCAGCUGCAGGCCAAGUACGAUCCCGAUGAGAUCUACAUCAAGCGCUACCGCGCCACCGCCGAGGCCUCGGGAAUCAAGGUGUAAGGCGGAUCCCGGUUCCGGAAACUCUUGGUUAUAUGCACUGUUAAUUAGGUCUACGCUUAUAUCUGAUCAUCAAAAUUAUUUCUACGAUCGUGCUCGGAAUAAAGAGAUUUGUUUUUUUACCAU
Messenger RNA from Drosophila melanogaster (fruit fly), 836 nucleotides. RefSeq names its product ejaculatory bulb protein III (gene EbpIII). Gene Ontology annotation, cellular component: extracellular region. NCBI's taxonomy places the organism in Eukaryota, Metazoa, Arthropoda, Insecta, Diptera, Drosophilidae. Bases 333 to 713 code for a protein of 126 amino acids. The record is from RefSeq and is marked reviewed. The transcript has a single exon.